Diorhabda sublineata is the source of this 687-nucleotide messenger RNA. Its product is annotated as NADH dehydrogenase [ubiquinone] 1 alpha subcomplex assembly factor 3. Gene Ontology annotation, biological process: mitochondrial respiratory chain complex I assembly. The transcript is spliced from 4 exons. The coding region runs from base 78 to 671 and encodes 197 amino acids. NCBI's taxonomy places the organism in Eukaryota, Metazoa, Arthropoda, Insecta, Coleoptera, Chrysomelidae. Gene Ontology annotation, cellular component: mitochondrial inner membrane. The record is from RefSeq and is a predicted model, not a curated record.
AGUGAUGUUUGUGACUAUUGACUUAAAUUUAAAAUAUGAAUAUGUUAACCUAAAAACUAACAUGAAAUAAAAUAAAAAUGAUAUAUUUAAAAAAUUUUGUACAAUUUCCCAGAUAUCUACAUAAAUUAUCACAGCUUGGUACCUUCAGAAGACGAAUAGCUACUAGUUCAAAAUUAUGGGCACCAGGAGCUUACGAGGGUUCGGGAAAAACCAGUGUUCAUAUUUUAAAUAAAGAUUCUGAUUUAGGAAUACUGAUAGAUGGUUUUAGUCAAGUUGGAUUUCGAUUAAAUAAUGACUUCACCAUAUUAGGAUCAAUGGUUAUAUUUCCUAGGUCUGUGUUAUCCUGGAAUGUAGAUGAUGUAUCCCAGAUUACGGAAGAGAGCCUUAGUUUAUUUACUAUACUUGAGCCGAAAAUAGACAUUAUAGUAUUGGGUGUAGGUGAUAAACUAGAUAAUUUUAACUUUUAUAAGGAUAUCUUACCAUUUACUAGGAAACAUAAAAUUCAAUUGGAAAUUCUCCCAACUGAAUCGGCUUGUUCAACAUUUAAUUUUCUAAAUUCUGAAGGCAGAAACGUUGUCGGUGCUAUGAUUCCACCUAAAACUUUAACUGCUACUGAAGAUGAUGAAUUAUUAUCAAAGAUGAGGUAUCAGAAUUUAUAUGAAAUUGAUUAAUAAAUAUUGAAAGAAU